Nematocida ausubeli is the source of this 1221-nucleotide messenger RNA. RefSeq lists its product as uncharacterized. The record is from RefSeq and is a predicted model, not a curated record. Gene Ontology annotation, molecular function: GTP binding. The transcript has a single exon. Lineage: Eukaryota; Fungi; Microsporidia. Bases 1 to 1221 code for a protein of 406 amino acids. Gene Ontology annotation, cellular component: nucleolus.
AUGAAAGACAAGAAACGGUUAAGCAAGAGAGUAAGUACAAAGACCAGAGAAAACUUACGAAAAAAGGCAUCAAAGGCGGAUAAAGUACAACGAAGGCGAGAGAGGAAGCAAGAAAAGAGAGAGACAACAGGAGCAUUCAAUGCAGUAAAAACAGAAGAGGAGAAAAUGACCCUUAGACAGAUAAGAGAGAACGCAGAGGCUCGGCUAAAGCUCUACACAGAGGCCCAAAAGAAUACUUCAAAGACAGAUAUACAGGAUGAUAUUUCACGAAGGUACAUCAAAGAAAUAUAUAAAGUAGUUGCAGAGUCUGAUGUCAUUUUGCAAGUGCUUGACGCAAGAGACCCAAUAGGAAGCAGAGCACCAGAGGUAGAGAGAAUUAUUCACUCGCAAGAAAAGAAGCUCGUCUACAUCCUAAAUAAGAUUGACCUAGUAGACAGAGAGAACUGGGGCACGUGGCUCGAGUACCUAAGAAACUAUGCACCAACUGUUCCAUUCAAGGCCUCCACACAGUCACAGCGCACAAGGCUGGGGCAGACCGAAAAGACAGAGCUGAAGGCAGAGGCAUUUGGGGUAAAAGACCUAAUGAACCUACUGAACAACUACUGUCGAUCAGGCGGCUCUGUUACUGUAGGUAUUGUUGGCUGCCCAAACGUGGGAAAGAGCAGUCUUAUAAACUCGCUGAAGAGAGAAAAGUCCUGCGAGGUAAAGAACACGCCAGGAGUAACCAAGAUUCUGCAGCACAUCGUACUGAACGGAGCAAUUCGGCUGAUAGAUUCUCCAGGAAUUAUCUACAACAAGUGUAAUCCUGUGAGCGCGGCCCUUAGAGCAAGCACCUCUGAGGUGGACUUGGACACAAUUGUUUCUUUUAUAUUUAACCGUGUUGGAGGGCGAGAGCUGGCCAUUCUAUAUGGAAUAUCCGAGCCACAGACAGAAGAGGAGCUGCUUAUAUCGCUGGCUGUCAAGUGGGGAAGGCUAACCAGCGGGGGAGUCCCAGACAAAAGAACCUCUGGCUUUAUGAUUCUGCGUGACUUGCAGAUAGGUCGCAUCAGAUUUUCAACAAAAGUGCCUGUGCACAGCGCCGCGCUUCCAGAUGCAAGCGAUGACCUUAUUAACUUAGAUAUAAACCAGAGCCGAAUGGGGCAGUACAAGAAAGAGGGAGGAAACUUCUCUGGCGCCACAGAGAAUAUCGAGAACAUGUACGAGGCAAUGCCUGAUCUUUAA